Messenger RNA from Bactrocera oleae (olive fruit fly), 3780 nucleotides. The record is from RefSeq and is a predicted model, not a curated record. Lineage: Eukaryota; Metazoa; Arthropoda; Insecta; Diptera; Tephritidae.
UUUUUUGGGGUCUGCUUAGAACGCUGCAAAGAACUAUUAGAUACAACGGUAGUAUUUCCUCGAAAUGAAUUAGUAAAAAAUGGAGCCAUUCGCGAUACUGAGUUAAUUAACUAUUAUUUUAAUGUUCAUAAACGAGAAACUGACAAUCGUAUUCAAUAUGACGAGAUGAUUAGUCGUUGUCUUAAUUACGAUUUUCACAACAUAUUUGGAUUAAAUUUGCGUACGAGCAUCGAAUACUGCGAAGAAGCGAAUGUGUACUUGGAACAUGACUCCUUAGAUGUAACUGUUUAUACAAUUCUUGCCAUCAUUGCUUUGGUCUCCAUCAUGUCUACUAUGUAUGACUAUCGUUUAAAGAUGUCGCAAAUUUUAAGUAAACAAAACAACGAAUUUUAUAAAGUUCCACCUCAAUGUUCAGUACACCAACUUUGGGUUUCAUAUUCAAUAUGUCGCAACUUUUAUCAUAUUUGUGAUUCCUCAAAAAGUCGCAGCCAAACAGCAGAAGAUCUACAAUUUUUCGAUGGCCUCCGUGUAAUUGGAAUGUUUUUGGUGUUAUUUGUACAUUCUUUGAUACUUUUCAUGGCUGUACAAGUUGAUAAUCCGCAAUUUUAUGAAAAUUUUUUUUAUCGUCCUGAAACAGCCAUUUUUGAAAAUGGAGCAGCAAUAAUUCAAAUAUUUUUUGUUAUGAGCGGUUUUUUACUUUAUGUAAAUUUCAACGAAAGGAAAUUUGUUACCAGCAAUACCAGUCUUUUAGAUUGCGUUAUUAUAUACUUUAAAAUAUUCUUUCACCGAUAUUUAAGGCUUCUACCAUCUCUAGUAAUGUUGAUUCUUUUCAAUUCUACCGUGCUUGUAAGGCUACAAAAUGGACCAUUCUGGAGGCAUUAUGUGGAAGCCGAACGCAUAUUUUGUCGCGAGUUGUGGUGGCAGAACCUUUUUUUUGUGAAUAAUUAUCUUCUGAAAGAAAGUUGCUCACAUCAGACAUGGUACCUUGGUGCCGAUAUGCAACUUUUUGAAUUAUUUCUUAUAAUAUUAAUCAUUAUAAACAAAUAUCCAAACAUGCGACUAUUUGUAUAUUCGAUUCUUUUAGUAUUAACGUUUUCGGUAACAGGAUUUAUAACUUACUUUUGGAAACUUAAACCAAUAUAUCAUACUAAUCCAGAAAACUACCGUUAUAUGUUUUUUCGAGAUGCAGAAACUUUUUACCUAGCGUAUACACCAUUUUAUACAAAUAUUGGCGGUUAUUUCUUUGGCAUAAUUUCUGCUGAAUUAUAUUUGAAAUUACGAAACCAUUCGAAGCAAUAUCGUGGUUUACUAAAAUAUGAAUUGAGUUGGUGGCUGAUAUUUCCUGUCGGUUUUGGUUUAAUUUUUGUCGCCGCAUUCGUUAUGUCGUUCGAAAUCAAUGAGCCAUCCAUUUGGACAGCUUUAUUUGCAAAUUUUUAUCGGAAUGUGUGGGCUCUAAUAUCCAGCGCGGCAAUACUAGGCAUGUGCUUGAAGUUGGGAUGGAUCGCAUACGAGUUUUGCCGUCUUCCAGUUCUCCGGAUUUUAUCCAAGUUAUCAUAUCAGGCCUUUCUUUGGCACCUGGUCGUUCUACGUUUAAUUGGCGGUUUCUAUAGACAACCAAUUUAUAUAAAUCGAUUUUAUUUGAUUUGCCAGAUUGUAGUUGCGUUCGUAAUAACACAAGCCGUUGCCUUUGUUUUUGCACUAUUUCUUGAAUACCCUGUGGCAGCAAUAAUUAAAUAUUUUUUGCCUUAUUAUAAAGACGAAAGGAAGCAAGGCAAAAGAGAUGUCUAUAAUUUAAACUGAGUUGUUAUUAUAAUAACGAAAAAAUAUUAAUAGAUAUAUAUAAGUAUUUACUAGUGGAUGCGUCAUACACCCUAACCACUGCGCGUUAAACGUUUAACGCAACCUUUUCUGAACUCCCAUUAGAAGUUUCACUUCAAAAAUAAAUGUUGGACAAAAAGUAGUAAUAAAAUUCAAAUUUUCGAACAUAAUCGUGCAAUCGUGUGCAGCUUUCUAAAGUAGAGAAAUUACUUCUAGUGCAUUCGAUUCCGUGGUCGAAUUUGUGAUAUUUAGUCAUCUUUACGCAUAAGACCACGUAUUUUAUGUAGUUGCAGCAUAAUUAGAAUACAACUCUUCAUGUAUACAGAAUGUCAACAAAAAAGAACAACCUUAUUCAUUUCUUGAUUGAAAAAUUUCACUUCGAAACGUCAAAGAGGAAGUUAAAUGAUGUGAAUGUAAACAUUUGUGAGCAUGUAUAGCAUGAUAAUAUGUAUAUAAAAAAAAAAUAAAAAUUUAGAUAGAUUUAAAAUCUUUUUGUUUUCUUCUAGAAAAUAUUUGUAAAGUUCACAGUUGCUUGUGUUAUAUACUAUUGGCUGUGAAUGAUUGCGAAUAUAUAUCAAAACGAUAGGCAUGUCUUUUCGUCGUAUGAGACCAAUUAUAAUAAUUUCAACAUCACUAUUGGCAUUUCAUUUGCUCACGUCAAUAGAGACUGUGCGAAAGCAAAACGUCAAAAAAGAAGAAAAGUUAGAUUUUGGAAAAUUGGAAGCAUCGUACUCCCUGGCAGAUAAGAAGCAGUAAAAUAGCGACUGCGAGAACUAUAUUAAAAAUUGAAAACAACAAAAUUUUUCGUAAUUAAAGAUGGCACAGAAGGCUCAGGAAUUAGCAGAAAAAUACCGAAAGUCGGUUGAAGAAGCACUCAACGACCGGAGCAAACCUUGGACACAAGCAUUUGAAAUUGUUGAGACAAAAACAAACGUUCCAAGAUUAUAUUUAUUUUUGGGCGCUGCUGCAUUUUGUGCCUUGUACUUGAUUUUUGGUUAUGGUGCUCAAUUGCUGUGCAAUACAAUUGGCGUUGCCUAUCCUGCUUAUAUCUCCAUACAUGCCAUAGAGUCGAGUACAAAAUUGGACGAUACUAGAUGGUUAAUUUACUGGGUGACUUAUGCCAUAUUGUCAUUAAUUGAAUACUUCUCCGGUUUUCUUACAUCUGUAAUACCAUUUUACUGGUUGCUUAAGUGCGCAUUCUUAAUUUGGUGUAUGCUGCCUAUCGAAAGGAAUGGUUCUUUCGUCAUCUAUCACAGCGUCGUACGUCCAUAUUUUCUGAAGCACCACCGAGCUGCUGAUGAAUUUAUUGAUAAAGUGGCUACAAAAGCAAAGGACUCUAUUCAUAGUAUCACCAAACAAGAUUAAAUUGUUGUAGGCAAUUUGCAGCAUUAGUUUUUACUUGAGGUUAUUGCUUGCAUAUCCUAAAAAAAGUAAACACAAGUAAGAAUGGAAAGUGAACGAGAGCUUGAAGAGGGACACAACAGAAAAACGUAUGAAAUAGAGACAGAAACCACAAAGAACAAAGACCUGUAAAAUAUAUUUCCGAUGGCAACAUUUCUCUUAUGGCAUGGCGGAGUUUCUGAGCCCAUAUCUUUUAAUUAUAUUAAAUCAUCAAUAAAAUGUUUAGUAUAUAAUUUUUAGACGAUCACGAUUACAAGAGCUACGUAUACACCGAAAAACCCAUGUAUAUCGUGUAUUUUAAGUCAAAUAUCUUACUGUCUAAAAAAUACGUACGCAAUUAAAGAAGUGUGCGCACUGCUAUUUUGCACCUAAGCUGCAGAUUAUCACCACUAUUCGUUGCUUCUAAAAUUUUAUUGUAUUUGAAUUAAAAUUUUGAUUGUAAGAAAUUAAAUUAAACAGAGUAAAUAUUUGGUGGCUUUUUGCUUGAAAAAUAAUAUAAAACUGUUUUGUGUUUAGGGUAAAUAGAUGUAUAGUUUUAAUAAAACACAUGUUUGGAGAACA